AUGCAGGAAAAACAAAAUGCAAUUGAAAUAAUAGAGCAAUUACUAAUCAGAAUAGAUUUUUCAAAAAUUCCCACGUUUGAUAAUGCGGUGAUUAAACGAAUUGAGCAGAUACGCGAUAUAUUAACCUCUUUCUAUAAUAAAUGGAACGAUGUAAUAAGAAUAUCUGUGGAAAAUGUAAUAAAAAAAACCAAAUUCACCCAUAGAGAUGAUACGCGAUUCAUGAAAUUAUGUCAAUCGUUGAUUUAUAUUAUUAUUUCGGAUCCGGAAACUUCAAAUCUUAGGCUAUCCGAAUUUAAACAAUAUUCACUUGAGACAAGUGAAAUGUCAAAAAGUAUUUUAAACGCUCUUGGAAAAUCAUUUUACAUUCUGUUAGAAAAUUUACAUCGAAUUCUAAAUUUCCAUAACGGGAAUAACCUAGAAGCAGAUUUACAAUGGGUUCAAGUGCUCUUAUUAUACAGUUCGCAAUUUGUACGAAAUAUGACAGCGGGCAAUCUAAUGAAAUGUCAUGAUGAAUUGGUCAGCAUAUGGUUUUUUAUAAUGGAGAAACAAGUUCAAUUUACAAGAGAUCAUCGACAAAAUGUUCAAUGGAACAAAAUCAUAUCUUGUUUACAAAUGAUAGCCACGACUUUAACAAAUGAAUCGGGCACGUUUUUAUUCAUGUCAAAUUUAAUAAUGAAUGAAAUUUGGACCAAUCCUGAAAGUGAACGUUAUUGGGAUCCGAAGAAAUCAUCAAAUAAUAUUACUUCAGAGUUACAAGUAAAUAAGCAAAAAAGUUUGUCAGUACUGAAGACAACUGAAAUGAUGGUUGAUAAGGACAAUUCAUUUAUCGACCGAAAAGUAGUUUAUCGGCCGAGGCUACAACUUUAUCGUAAAAAUUGGACAUUCAAGAAACCAAUAAGAAUUCAGAAUACUUGGCAAUCGCACUUUGCGAAUAGCGUAAUUGAGUAA
Messenger RNA from Funneliformis caledonium, 948 nucleotides. NCBI's taxonomy places the organism in Eukaryota, Fungi, Glomeromycota, Glomeromycetes, Glomerales, Glomeraceae. The record is from the annotation of a GenBank genome assembly.